This is a messenger RNA of Raphanus sativus (radish), 2456 nucleotides long. Its product is annotated as DUF724 domain-containing protein 10. The record is from RefSeq and is a predicted model, not a curated record. The transcript is spliced from 5 exons. NCBI's taxonomy places the organism in Eukaryota, Viridiplantae, Streptophyta, Magnoliopsida, Brassicales, Brassicaceae. The coding region runs from base 210 to 2210 and encodes 666 amino acids.
AUCAUUUUUUUUGAUAAAAAGCGUAUCAUUUCUUCAAGACAACCACACCCACCGUUAAAGCUUAGCCUUUAUUCUUCCACUGGCACUAGUGCAGCCUUGGUUUAACCGAUCAGCUUGCGUUUUAGAGUUUCUUCCAAUUUCAGUGUUUCCUACAAGAAAAGAAAGUUUCGAUUUAUUCUUGAACUGUGGCUCUGUGAGUAAUCAAAGGCAUGAGGUCUCUUCCUAGCGAAAGACUAUCCUUGAUGGAAGGUUGUCGAUUCGAAUUCACUUACAAGCAGAAUCGCUUCAAAAAAGUCUGGUACAAAGCCGUUAUCGAGUUAGAACCGCUAACCAAACCCAAAUCCAGAUCCCGACAACGCUGUGUCCGUGUCCUUAAGGAUGACUCGCUGACUCCUCUUACCGCCUUCACCCCCAAUGCCUCGUUUCGUCCGAUUCCGACAAAAAGCUACGAACGUCGCGUCGAUAUCAAGGAAGGCUCCAUCGUGGACGCUGAUUAUAAAGAUGGGUGGUGGGUUGGUCUUGUCGUCAAACAGAUUGGGGAUGAUGAGUUUUUGGUGUUGUUCGAUUCACCACCUGAUAUCGUUAUGUUUGAGAGACAGCAGUUGAGAGUACAUCUUGACUGGGUUGAUGAGACAUGGUGGGUCUUACCAGGACGAAAUGUACAGUUCUUGAGGCGGUUGCAGGAGAACCCUCUGUUUAUCUCUGGAGCAUUGGUGGAAGUGAGUGAUAAGAUAGAUAAAGGAGAGGUCGUCUGGGUUCCUGCAGUUAUCAUUAAAGAGAUUAAUGAUAAUGAUGAUGUUGUUGAUGAUGAUGAGGACGAGGAGGAGGACGAGGACUACGAGGAGGAGGAGGAGGAAGAUGAUGAAGAAGAGGAGGAGGAUGAUGAAGAAGAGGAGGAGAAGGAGGAGGACGAGGAUGAUGAUGAAGAAGAAGAGGAGGAGAAGGAGAUGGAGAUGGAGGAGGAAGAAGAAAAGGAGGAGGAGGACAAUGAUGAAGAAGAAGAGGAGGAGAAGGAGGAGGAGGAGGGUGAUGGGAAGAAAUACGUUGUCAAGGUUUGUAUUAAUACGUCGAGCUUUGAGGGUAUCAAGAAAAAGGUUGAGAUGGGUAGCAUUAGGCCUAGACCGCCUCCUUUUUCUGCUGAAGAGCUUAACUCGGUGGAAUAUAUAGAGGUGUUUUAUGGUACAUCAUGGCGUCAAGGGCGAGCGAUGGGGAGUAUGUUUCGUGGACGCUGUAAAGUGCUUUUAGAGGCUACAGACAAGAUGCUGAGCUUCAAAAUCUCGGACAUUAGGCCUUCCAAACUGUGGGAAGACGGCGCUUGGAAGCCAAGGGAAUCACCUUUGACUGAAGGGUCGGAAGAUUCUAGUAGUACAUUCUCUCCAGUAUCUAACAUUCCACCUAUAACCCCAUCUCCGCGCAUAACUGCAACACCGUUGAUACAAACAAGAGAGAAUCCAAUGGAAUCCCCUUUAACUCAAGUAUUGGUAGAUGAGAUGAGUAAUUCUGGUUAUACAUCAUUCUCUCCAGUAUCUAACAGUCCACCUGUAACCCCAUCUCCGCGCAUAACUGCAACAACAUUGAUACAAACACGAGAGAAUGGAACUAGAGAAGAUAACAAUCGGAAGAGGAAGAGAGAACAAAACCUUAGUUCUGUUGAGCAAACUGAAGCAAAGGAUAUAACAAUGGUUUUGCCCUUUGAGAAGAAGUUGCCAAUUUGGAAGACAGUUGAAUCAAUGGAGGUAUUUAAAACAUUCCCACAGAGUCCUCAUUUUACUCCAUUGUUGGAUAUUAGAGAAGACGCUCGUGAAAUGUCUGCGGUGGGUAUGAUGCUAACCUUCUCUGGAUUACUUGAAGAAGUCAAAGCUCUGAAACUCAACAAUCCCAUAACCUCACUACAUAGCCUUAGGGAUUCCUUUACUGAGUUAGAGAAGCAUGGGUUCAAUGUAAAAGUACCUAUGUUGCGGAUUAGUAAGCUGUUGUCUCUCAUAGAUAGGCAAGCAAAGAAAAUGGAGGAACUCGAAUGUACCGAGAAAGUGACUGCAGAGAAAGAGAGCAUCAAGCUUGAGAACGAACGCAAGAUUCUGGAGCUGCAAAAGCUGAAUGAAGAGGCAGACAAAGAGAUAGCACAGAGUAAGUCAUUUGAAGCAACCAUUGGCCAACAACUUGAAGAUGUGAAGCUUCAGUUUCACACAACUGCAUCAGCUUCAUGGUAAAGUGUUAUAUGAUCUUUAGCCUAAGCUCUGUAGUGCAAAUAAAAAAGUUAGAUUAUAUGUAACUAGUAAGACUUAGGUGGGCCCUUUAGGCUUAUGGCUCAUGAAUGAUGUUUAGGUUACACUUGUGACAAAUCUAGAUUUUGUCCGAAUCUAGUCUACUGCCUUAUGAUUUUGUUACCUUGUCUCAAGAAACGAGGUUGUAAGAACUGGUUUACUUUGUACCAAUGCUUUAAUCUUCUCAGGCCA